GGGCGGAGUGUGCGCGCGCACAGGUCCCGAGCUAGAGGAUCAUCUGACUGCGCAUGCGCCUUGAGUCAGCCGGUGCCUCUGAGGUCGUAAACUAGCUCUCUGUCAUGCAGCGGGAUGAUUCCACGGUGCCAGAUUGAAGUGUUAUAUUUUGCAAAAAGUGCCGAAAUAACUGGAGUUCGUUCGGAGACCAUUUCUGUGCCGCAGGAAAUCAAAGCGUUGCAGCUGUGGAAGGAGAUAGAGACUCUGCAUCCUGGACUGGCCGAUGUUAGAAAUCAGGUGAUCCUUGCUGUUCGUCAAGAGUAUGUCGAGCUUGGAGAUCAGCAACUCCUGCUUCAGCCCGGAGACGAAAUUGCCAUUAUCCCCCCAAUUAGCGGAGGAUAGGGCAUUGGAGCCAGCUAGGAAAGAUGUGGUUGAGGUUGAAGAGAAACCUAAAGACAUAAUACUGUUGACUGCAGAGAAGCUCUCAGUGGAUGAAGUCUCUCAGUUGGUGAUCUCCCCGCAGUGUGGUGCAGUGUCUCUCUUUGUAGGGACUACAAGAAAUAACUUUGAAGGCAAAAAAGUCACUAGUUUAGAAUAUGAAGCUUAUCUACCAAUGGCAGAAAAUGAAAUCAGAAAAAUUUGUCUUGACAUCAGGCAGAAAUGGCCAGUCAGACACAUCGCGGUGUUCCAUCGACUUGGUUUGGUUCCGGUGUCAGAAGCAAGCACAAUCAUUGCUGUGUCCUCGGCUCACAGAGCCGCGUCCCUGGAAGCCAUGAGCUAUGCCAUUGAGUCUUUGAAAGCCAAGGUGCCCAUAUGGAAAAAGGAAAUAUAUGAAGAACCAGCAUCAUCUUGGAAAAGAAACAAAGAGUGCUUCUGGGCUGCUGGAGAUUAGUCACUGGAUGUUUGGUGGUGCCCUAAGUCUUAAAUGUGGCACUGGAGAUUAGUCACUGAUGUUUGGUGGUGCCCUAAAUCUUAAAUGUGGCAAACAAUCUCUUAGGUGAUACGAACGGAAGAAUAGCAGAAUGCACGAGCAUGUGGGAUGAUGAGGGGCUGCAGGAACUAAAGGCUUGACUAAAAUAUGAGAUAAGGUCUGCUGGACCAUCCUGUGACUAAUUCCCAGUUGUAGCCAGCUCUCAAGGACUGUGACCUUCCUUUUACGGUCAUCUGUCCCAGAAAGACCUCCUUGUCCCAUGGGCUAUUGACAGCAUCAUUAUCAGGCAUGUUUUACAAAAGAUCGGCAGGAUCAGAAAGUCAUUGUUAGUUUUGAUAUUAUAUAUUUUUACACAACUUAAACAUAAAACCAAAUAAAUCAUGAUUUUAAAUAGCCUAAAGUAGAUUCUAUUUGUUUAUAUUUAGUGAUAAUAUCUAAGAAAUUUUAUAUUACAGAGGCCACGAUGACUUCAGAAUCUAUAACUACACAGUAAACCUUUUUAUAUUUCAUUAGUUACCAGGAUCUUUAUGACUGUAAAAAUUAGCAUAAAAUUGUUGCAAAACUAACUAGCAUUAAAAUGGUUUGUGUUAAAAUGGUAUCUGAUGUUUGAAAGUUGGCCCACAACUACUUAGAGAGAUUAUGUGAUUAUUUAUUAAAAUAGUUUGGAUAGUUUUCAUAAUGUUUAUAUGACAUUAGCUUGUGUGAAGUUAUUACUAAACAAAUUAAAUUUUCUGCAAGAUUUUUAUAUUAGACAUCCUGUUUCUGAUUGGUCAAGCUGUCAUUACAGGCCGACUACAAAAGUCCCAUACAAUUUGUUGUGAAAAUUUUUUCAGCUUUAUUGAUAAGUAAAUUUAUAAAUAAUUUAUUUGAUAAGUAAAAUGUAUUUAAGUUCUAUAAUGUGGUGUUUAGAUGCAUGUGUUGUGAUCAUCACGACCCAGAUGAAUAACACAUCUGUCAUCUCUGUAGCUUCAGUAGGGGGCGACUUCAGGUGCCUUCUGAGCUCCUAAAUAAUUAAAAUCCCAGCAUAGUUGGUUGAUAGACAUCAUCAUAGAAUUAGCAGCAUUUAUAAUAAAAAUAAAGACUACCAUUAAAUACUUA
Molecule: messenger RNA, 2008 nt
Organism: Microtus ochrogaster (prairie vole)
Lineage: Eukaryota; Metazoa; Chordata; Mammalia; Rodentia; Cricetidae
Gene: Mocs2
Product: molybdenum cofactor synthesis 2
Exons: 7
Coding region: 302-871 (189 amino acids)
Biological process (GO): Mo-molybdopterin cofactor biosynthetic process
Cellular component (GO): molybdopterin synthase complex; molybdopterin adenylyltransferase complex; cytosol
Molecular function (GO): molybdopterin synthase activity
Source: RefSeq, a predicted model, not a curated record